Strongylus vulgaris is the source of this 810-nucleotide messenger RNA. The record is from the annotation of a GenBank genome assembly. NCBI's taxonomy places the organism in Eukaryota, Metazoa, Nematoda, Chromadorea, Rhabditida, Strongylidae.
AUGCAUCCUAUUCCAAGUCAUAAGCGAGCAAAGCUUGCGAAAGAGUAUGAAAGACUGAAAGCUCAGUGGCUAUCCAUAACCGAGGAUCAGGAGUCGCGGUUUUUCAGCUAUAGCAAGCGAAAAGGCCUUGUAGAGAAAGACGUUGCUCGCACUGAUCGCUCGAUGGAGUUCUUCAGCGGUGACGCAAAUCCGAAUCUCACAAUGUUGCAAAAUAUACUCAUGACCUAUGUGAUGUAUAAUUUCGAUCUUGGUUAUGUGCAAGGAAUGAGCGACUUUGCGUCGCCUCUCGUCUAUGUUAUGGGAAAUGAAGUAGAUGCAUUCUGGUGCUUUGUUGAACUGAUGAAGAAAAUUCAACGAAAUUUCGAGAAAGAUCAAGCUGCCAUUAAGCUCCAGAUGUAUCAACUGCGGGAUUUGGUGAUGAUAGUGAACCCACAGUUAGCAAAUUACUUAGAAAGUCACCAAUCUGACGAUAUGUAUUUCUGUUUCCGAUGGGUCCUUGUGUGGUUCAAACGUGAGCUUUCAUUUGCCGAUACGUGCAAGCUGUGGGAGGUGCUAUGGACAGGUCAGCCAUGCCCAAAUUUUCUGCUUUUGGUGUGCGUCGCUAUACUUGACGCACAAAUGAACACUAUAAUCGAUAACAAGUUUGGCCUUACGGAAAUUUUAAAGCAUGUCAAUGACCUAUCAAUGCAUCUUGUUCUCGAUGAUGUAAUGACAGCCGCUGAAGCCAUUUUCCACCAAUUGUCCGCUAGCCAAGACAAGUUGCCAGCGCAUAUAUGCGAAUAUCUCAAUCUUGGUGAAACUGCCAAUUGA